Messenger RNA from Aureobasidium vineae, 1098 nucleotides. NCBI's taxonomy places the organism in Eukaryota, Fungi, Ascomycota, Dothideomycetes, Dothideales, Saccotheciaceae. The record is from the annotation of a GenBank genome assembly.
AUGUCACCCCCGACUCCGUUCCCUCAUCGUCAACGCACGUAUACGCCAAUUAUGGAAGAUGAAGCUGACGUCCCGAAUCCACUCGAUGCUCCUCUCUUCUUUGUACCACCUGCGGCCCCCGAGCUAGAUCUUCACACUCGACUUGGAUUCGACUGUCUUGAGACGACACUCGAGAUCAAACCUUCCCUGGGCGAAGAAUGCAAGGCACUAGACAUCAGCAACCACAACAAUCACUUAACCCCUGAUGUUAUACGUGAAGGCGGCGAUGACUGGAUCGAAUUCUACUGGACUAUGGUCGACUUGAUAAUCCUAGGAGAAAGCACAAUGACUGACCCCAGAGAUCCCGAAGCGAACAGGAAAUGGCCAAAUGCAAACUUUAAUGCUACGCUGUUCAUAGAGCGCUUUUUCGCUCCUGGUGACGAUAUGCCAGUAUACAAUAUCAACAAUGGUGGAUUCCAAGUCUGGCUGCAGGGGUGGAGAGCAGCGACUGGAGUGCAGCCUUACGNNGACCAGGGAGAGACGGAAGGCAACGCCGUACCCUCCAGAGCAGAAGUAGCCGCCUACAAAAACCAACGCGAACGGCAUAACCUCAACCUCGAAAGGGGAUUCGGUACACGAACUGGCGUCAGCUUCGAAAUCUUCAUCAUGUGGGACUUCAAUGCAACCGCACCAGAAGGAGAAUCCACUAUUCCUAGAGUAUCUGCAGCAAACAUACGCUUCCUCUUCGAUAUCGUCGAGUCUUUUCCAGAAGAGCAUUGGGAAUGUUUGGCGGUGCAUUUCGUCUUCAAAGAUAUCCGCAGAGGUCUUUAUACCCAUGAUGCCAGCUCAAAACGCAAGUACGACCACGAUAAUAGACUUGGCGGUGUAUGGACAGCGAUCAUCCAGUCAGCUAUAGCGAAAGCAAAGAAAUUGACCCUGGACUACGAGUUGCAAGGACUUGAACCAGAUUACGACGCUAUUCUACCCAAGAAAUGGGUGCUCGCCAAUGCGGUCAAGAGAGAUAUGCAAAGGACUUGGGGCAAGUUAGCAUGGUUGGACCGAGGAAUGUUGAAGUUCAUAAUGUUUGACGCGUUCAAGGAAGGACCGAGAUAUCGUUGA